AAAGCAGGAGUACGCGUCACGCACUCUCAAUUCCCCAUUAUUCCAACAAUAAAGAGCCGGCUUUGUUUAAUUAUUUGGCAUUUACUCGGGGAAGAUAAUCCAGGGCUUUAUUUCAUCAGUCUCUGUGCUUCGAUUCAUUCGAGUGACAAUCGGUUAUCUGCGGGUUUUUCUUUUAUUUAUUUGUUUUCUUUUUUUUUUUGACGUACCGGUGCUUUUGUGAUUUCGUAAGACAAUGGAGGUUUUACCGUGCCCAGUUAAUGUCAAUUUCAGUAACAGUAGAGCUGGAUAUGUGACUGACGAAUUGGAUGGUGCCUGUCAGGCACUGGCCAAGAGGCUCGAGGUCGAACUACGGGCUGCUAAACAUGCCCAGUUGACGUGCGGUGAGGUAUUGUUACCGGCUGAUCUCCUACCCAGAAUAGCCAAAGAUGUUCUGACAAUGGCAGAAAAUGAACCCUGCGGUCUCAGAGGAUGUACACUGUUUAUCAACUUCGAAACGGAUAGCAUGUGUCGGAGACUAUCGAGAAUACAGUGCGAUCCCAACACAGUGUCGACAUUCGAACUCUAUUUAACUCUGAAACAGGACCACACAUCGUGGCACAUACUCCUGCCGCAAUUUCUCAAAAAUCUCACUCGUGGUGGAACGAUAAUGAUCAGUCGUGAUUUCACUCUGGAAAAGAAAAAACUCUACAGAUCAUAUCAGCAGGAGCACUGAAGUAACUAUCGCAGUUGAAAAACACAAGUAUUUGAAAAGAAAAAAUAAAAUAUGGUUCGUCCUUGUUUUAACCAUAAAAACAACAAAGUACGAUGGCUGAUCAGUGGUAUUGUCUAUCCAGUGACUCAUCGAGACAGCAUGUGAGACUCAGCAUUUCAAUUUUGAAAUGAUAAAGAGGGAAUAUGUAAGUUUGAUUAUUCAGUCAUCAUUCGUUUUUGAAAUAUCGUUUAUAUUCGGUGAAUCAAACGAUGAGAAACUUGUGAAAGGGAAGGGAAAGUUAAUCAGCGAGAUAUUAGAGGGAGAGAUAUUUCAAUGUUUGAUGAUAAUAUUUCGUGCCUCGAAUUCAUUUUAUUUAUUUUUUAAUGUUAGUUUGAGGAAAAAGAGAAGUACAUUGUGAUAGCAAUUUGAAUGAGGGAGGAAAAAUACAAAUUUUAUGUAGUCAUAGUCAGUUUGCUCUUCUACGAAGGGUUAUAUAUCAUCAUUGAUAAAGCCUCAAUGAGACUUGUAAAAAAUUAUAAUUAUUAUUAUGGUAAUAAAAACGAGAAAAAUCAUUUGCCACGUGAUAUUCAAGUGUUUGGUGAGGAAAAAUUGCAUUUGCUAAUUGAUGAAAGUUUUAUCGCAUGGAGGCAAAUAAAUCCACAUGUUUUCAUGAAAGAUUAAGGAGCAGUUAUUUGCAGAACAUGAGCAACGAUGUAUUUACAUUAGAUAUACCAAUACACCAAUAUUCAUGAGGAAGUUACUGCACACCACUGAAUGUGCAUAUAUUACUCUCAGUUGCUAAACACUCAUUCAUCCUUUCAAGAUAACGAAAAUCAAUAUUUUUUUCAUCAUUUCAGUUGAUCUGCAGUUUUUCUUUUAUUAUCUCGUUAAUGGAUUUUUUUUUUUUACUAUUUUUGUACUUAGAUAAAUUGACACUCGAACUGCAUUUUUUUGCAACGUUUUGCCAUAAAAUUGCACGGUUAGGGGAAAGAGAUAUUGGAAGGAAUUUAUCAUUUCUUUUCGGUUCAUUUAUUUAGUUCGGUGUUUGGAGUAUCAACGAACGUGGCAAUUGAAAAAUAAAAAAAAACAAUGAGUUCAUUUCGUUCUAUAUCACUUGAAAAUGAACAUAAGUUAUGCCAAAUUGAAUUGGUGGUUUUUUUGUGAUAUUACCUAAAUGGAAAAAAAAA
Messenger RNA from Fopius arisanus, 1878 nucleotides. RefSeq names its product protein charybde-like. NCBI's taxonomy places the organism in Eukaryota, Metazoa, Arthropoda, Insecta, Hymenoptera, Braconidae. The record is from RefSeq and is a predicted model, not a curated record. Gene Ontology annotation, biological process: regulation of TOR signaling; negative regulation of signal transduction; apoptotic process. The transcript is spliced from 4 exons. Gene Ontology annotation, cellular component: cytoplasm. Bases 233 to 712 code for a protein of 159 amino acids.